This is a messenger RNA of Gossypium arboreum, 1170 nucleotides long. RefSeq lists its product as uncharacterized. Bases 1 to 1170 code for a protein of 389 amino acids. The transcript is spliced from 7 exons. NCBI's taxonomy places the organism in Eukaryota, Viridiplantae, Streptophyta, Magnoliopsida, Malvales, Malvaceae. The record is from RefSeq and is a predicted model, not a curated record.
AUGAACUCUCAAGGGAAGUUGCCAUCACAAACAGAACCAAACCCGAGGCAAAAUGCAAAUGCAGUGACACUGCGAAGUGGAAAGGUACUAGAACCAAUUCCUGGUAGAAAUCUUGGCCAAGAAACUGCCCAGGAAAAACCCAAAAACGAUGAACAGGUCCCAGCAAAACCCCUACUGCCGAAAAUUGAACCUCCAUUCCCAAGUCGAUUAAAUCAGUUUCGAAAAAGUAAUGAAAAGGUAAGUGUUAGUGAGAAUGUAUCCGCAGUGUUACAGCGAAAAAUGCCGGCAAAAUGUAAAGAUAGAGGUUUUUUGACGAAAAUAGGUGCUAUAAUUCAGUUGGUAGAUAGGACUGCUGUACACUCCAAAGGAGUCCUUGAGGAUGUACUGGUAAAAGUUAACGAACUUAUUUUUCCUACAGAUUUUUAUGUGAUAAAGAUGGAGGAGGAUAACACUACUGGAUCUUCGGACCUCCUGUUAGGCCGACCUUUCUUUAGUACCGCUAGCACUAAGAUCGACGUUCGAAGCAGAACUCUUACGAUAGAAUUUGAUGAAGAGAUCGUGAAGUUUAAUGUUUACGAUGCCAUUAGUCAUCAAAGCGAAAUUUUGAGCUUAUUGCCUCCAUCAAAUACUAAAAUUUUACCUUCUGUUGUGCAAGCUCCAGAAUUGGAAUUGAAACCGCUUCUCGAACAUCUUAAGUAUGUGUUUUUGGGGAAAGCUCUUAGGUACUUGAUAGCAAAGAAGGAAGCAAAGCCAAGGCUCAUCAGGUGGAUUUUACUGCUCCAAGAAUUUGACAUUGAGAUUCGUGACAAAAGGGCGUAUAAGGGAACAAUUGGCAUGACUCCGUAUCGACUUGUUUUUGGCAAAGCGUGUCAUCUGCCAGUAGAAUUGGAGCAUAAAGCUUAUUGGGCUAUUCGACAAUGUAACAUGGAGUUAGAGCCCGCAGGAAAGGCAAGGAAAUUGGACAUUCAAGAAUUGGAGGAAAUUCGCAAUGAUGCCUACGAGAAUGCUCGAAUUUAUAAAGACAAAACAAAGGUGAUCUUUUCAACUUGUGCAAGGAACGGCUGCUUUGUACAUUUUGGGAAAAUUGCACAGUCAGUUCGUUGGCUUUCUGCGUCAGAGGUUGGCGAAUCCAAGAGACAAAACGGCGUAGUAUUUGCUGUUGGGAAGUGA